Molecule: messenger RNA, 2426 nt
Organism: Labrus bergylta (ballan wrasse)
Lineage: Eukaryota; Metazoa; Chordata; Actinopteri; Labriformes; Labridae
Source: RefSeq, a predicted model, not a curated record
UCCUUUGUGCGUGGGUGCACAACUCUGUGUGUAUCAGUUUGUCAUGUAGGUGGAAGUUAAGGUGUGUGUGUGUGUGUGUGUGUGUGUGUGUGUGUGUGUGUGUGUGUGUGUGUGUGUGUGUGUGUGUGUGUGUGUGUGUGUGUGUAUAUAGUAACACGGGGAUGUUCUGCUCUGACUCAUUUCAGCCGCUUUCUCAUGGAGACGACCAAAAACCUCAUUUCAGUUCUGUUGAUCAGACCGGCACAGCCAGGUAACAUAGUGUGUGUGUGUGUGUGUGUGUGUGUGUGUGUGUGUGUGUGUGUGUGUGUGUGUGUUGUCUCACACAGACUACCCUCACGGUAUCAGACUGACGACAGCGAACCCUGGAGGAGAGAGAAAGGUUCUGAUCGUGUUCACGGCGCCAAGUCAGCAGGACCGAGCUCGCUUCACCUCCGACCUCCGAGAGAGCAUCGCUGAGGUCCAGGACAUGGAGAAGUACAGGGUGGAGUCCGAGCUGGAGAAACAGAAAGGUGUGAUGCGUCCCGGUGUGUUGACGGGGGGAGGACCAGGAGGAGGGGUGGCGCAGGGGGGCAUGGCCAACACCGGCCCCAUGAAGGGCGAGGUGGUGAACGGCAUUCUGGGUAGACCGAGCCUGGAUGACACUUACGCCUCUGUGGACGGACUCAAACGCACAGCACUCAGCUCCUCACUGCGAGACCUCUCAGAAACAGGGAAGCGAGGUCGUAGGAACAGUGUGGGGUCAUUGGACAGUACCAUUGAAGGUUCCAUCAUUAGCAGCCCCCGGCCUCACCAGCAGCGCCCCCUGCCUGCUGGAGGUCUCUACAGCCCUAUGAUGGUCCCUUCCUCUCCAGCAGCUUACCGGCCACACCGCCCUACUCAGAGCCCCGGUACAGGGGUGGGGGGUGGGCCGGGGCUCUGUCACAACCAGGGGGGGGUCGCGCCCUCCCCACUCGUGAGCGUGGGAGGGGUUGGGGGAGGAGGCGUGAUGGUGGUUGGGGGAGGAGCGACUGGCAGCAACCGGCUGGGGAACUUCUUCGGCAGCCGGAGAGGGAAAGUUCCUGGUCCCCUGACGAUGACGUCCCCGACUCCACAGGGUCCUCCGAGUCCCCUGAUGAUAUCAUCACCCCCCCAUUACCCCGCCCCCGCGCCGCCCAUCGCCCACCCAUCCUCCCCUUCCCCAUGCCCCUCCCCAUCGCCCAACCUCGCUCAGUUGGACUCGGGAGGAGUUGGAGGGGGAGGAAGUUCGGUAGGGGGGCCGUCCAAGCUCCAGGCAUUGCACGCUCAGUAUUGCCACGGCAACAGUGGAGGAGGAGGAGUCAAUGUUACUGGGCACCAGCAGCAGCAGACUCCGCCACCGCCUUACCACCACCAUCAUCGUUACCACGUGCAGAGCGUCCCGCAGCAUCACGCCCUUUCGCACAGGUUCUCAGCCCCGCGGCGGCAGGGUCCGCCCGGCUGCGCUCCCUCUCAUACCCAGAGGAUGCAACAUGGCGGCGCCCAGCACCCCCGCUACAACAUGGCGUCGGGUUUCAUCACGCCACCGCCGCUCUCCCCACACUCCCCCAUCACUCCCACUACCCCGCACGGACUCUACCACUCGCAUCCGGGGGUGGGGCGGCCGGGUGGAGGCGGCAAACUCCCGCUGACCAUCUCGCACUCCACGCCCCAUCCGCACGCUCACACACACUCUCACAACCACGCCGUGCACACACACUCCCCACUCAGCCCCCUCCCCCUCCGCCUCCCAAUCCACCCACUUCAUCUUUGCCACCCCGCCGCCUCAGACGCCCUCAGCACGCCUCGUCACCCAGACGCCGCCGCAGCCCUACAACCCCCAGUACCCUCCCCUCUCUGCUAUCCCCCCUCCCCCUCCGCAUUCCCCCUUGCCCCCCCCCUCGGCUGGCCCGCUCUCCCUGCACCCAGGAGGAAGUCAAGGGGCGGGUCCAAAAUCGAAGCCUGUCAGCCGGAUCAGCACGGUGGUGUGAGGAGGCCGAAGAUGAGGGCGAUUGUCCGUUACCCUGCAACGAGCCACCGGGGGGCGGUAGUGGUGAGAGGGGGCAGGAGGGGAGGCAGGAGGGGGGGAGGGGCGAUGCAGAUGUAUCACAAUGGCCACCUGGUGAGGAGGAAAGCUCUGAGAGCGGGGAAAAGGAAAUUACUCAGCCUGUGUUAUUUUCACAUCCACUUCCCGGGAAAGUAGAACGAUUCUCUCACUGUUAGCGUCUGAGGGGCGACCAAGAACAUCAACCACCACUGAACACAUCUCACACGCGCUUCAGAGGAGGACUCAGGAAGACAUGUUUGUAGUUCUUCACUGACAGGAGGUGUUCAGGGUUAGGUCAGUUUCUAUGUUGGACUAAUGAGCCGGGGACCAGAAGUGAAUGAACUGUGCCUCAGAAGGGUUUAGCGCCCUAUGCUAACACUUGAUG